AUGAUGAUUGCACUUGGGGCUGCUAAAGGGCUUGCUUUCCUUCACAAUGCGGAAAGGCCGGUUAUCUAUCGGGACUUUAAGACUUCAAACAUAUUACUUGACUCAGAUUACACAGCUAAACUUUCCGAUUUUGGCCUUGCUAAAGCUGGGCCUCAAGGUGAUGAGACCCAUGUUUCCACUCGAGUGAUGGGUACUUAUGGUUAUGCCGCUCCUGAGUAUGUGAUGACUGGACAUCUCACUGCAAGAAGUGAUGUGUAUAGUUUUGGGGUGGUCCUUUUAGAGUUAUUGACUGGAAGGAAAUCUGUUGAUAAGACCAGGCCAAGCAAGGAGCAGAGUUUGGUGGAUUGGGCACGGACGAAGCUAAACGAUAAACGUAAAAUGCUCCAAAUAAUAGAUCCUAGAUUAGAAAAUCAGUACUCCAUUAGGGCAGCACAAAAGGCAUGCAGUUUGGCAUAUUAUUGCUUGAGCCAAAAUCCAAAAGCAAGACCUUUAAUGAGUGACGUGGUCGAGACGUUAGAGCCUCUGCAAUGCAAUAACGGUGCUACAGAGGAAAAAAGCUCGUUGUUAUCUGAUGGGCCUAUUGGUGGGUUAGGUAGGACUGCCCGAGAUUACCGGUUGCAUAAUAAAUAUGGUGGUGCCGUUCGGCCACCUGCUGGUUGCCGCUCUCCCAACCCGAAUUGUUCUCCAGGUGGUGGGCCGACAGCAUGCCGUGUUAGAUGA
Oldenlandia corymbosa var. corymbosa is the source of this 720-nucleotide messenger RNA. NCBI's taxonomy places the organism in Eukaryota, Viridiplantae, Streptophyta, Magnoliopsida, Gentianales, Rubiaceae. The record is from the annotation of a GenBank genome assembly.